UUAAUGAGAUAUUUAUAUCUAGAGAUGCCACAUCAACAGUUAUCCCUACUUAUAGUGCUUAAAGAGUUUAAGUUUAUAGAAAACUAUCUUCGAAGUUAUGAGAGAACCGAUUUUUGUUUUCCGAGAAGCGCUAGGCGGUGGACUCGAAUCAAUACAACUAAAAGAAUAGAAUCCUACUACUUAUCUAAAUUAGCGUAA
Molecule: messenger RNA, 198 nt
Organism: Bipolaris oryzae ATCC 44560
Lineage: Eukaryota; Fungi; Ascomycota; Dothideomycetes; Pleosporales; Pleosporaceae
Exons: 1
Source: RefSeq, a predicted model, not a curated record